Messenger RNA from Chanos chanos (milkfish), 1692 nucleotides. It is a transcript of the gene tmprss3a, whose product is annotated as transmembrane serine protease 3a. Gene Ontology annotation, molecular function: serine-type endopeptidase activity; protein binding. The record is from RefSeq and is a predicted model, not a curated record. Bases 1 to 1692 code for a protein of 563 amino acids. Lineage: Eukaryota; Metazoa; Chordata; Actinopteri; Gonorynchiformes; Chanidae. Gene Ontology annotation, biological process: proteolysis. Gene Ontology annotation, cellular component: membrane. The transcript is spliced from 13 exons.
AUGGCCAUUCCAGAAGAGUCCGGGGCUAAAGCUGGUGUAGAUACUGGUUCCAGUGCUGAGGGUACUGGUGAGGGGGCAGUUGAAGCAAAUGGAGGACAGAGUACAUUCACUAAUGCACAGGAUGGCACAGCGGAGCAGCCGGACCCGACCAGAAUAGAGGUUGUGUCUGUGACCGACGAGGAGCUCCCUGCCGUCGACACGCCAACCACCCUUAACGUCAGUCCCAUUGGCAGCCAGAACGCCAGUCCAGUUCAAGAGAAUGGAACCAGCGACCCUGCCUCUGACACCGCACAGACACGGGACCCUCCUGCCGACAGCGCCAGCACGAUGCCAGCACCGCCCAGCCCUGUGAUCCCUGUCACCAAAGUGCAGCCGUUUCUGAGCGACGAUGUUCCGGAGGAGAAGACUCUUCGAGGGCGUCUCUUCGCACGCAGGAUGGAGCUGUUGAUUGGUGCGUGUGUGCUGCUGAUACUCAGCCUGGCUCUGGGGGUGGGACUAGGAGUGGGCUUGAGCUGUGCAGGGAAGUUCCGCUGUGGUUUCUCCUCCCAGUGCGUGGGCAGGUCUGCCCAGUGUGACGGACAGGUGGACUGUGACCACGGGGAAGAUGAACUCAACUGUGUGCGGCUGAGUGGGAAGAACUCUGUGCUACAGGUGUGCAGUGGGGGUGACUGGAAGACUGUUUGCUCAGAGGACUGGAACCCUGUUCUGGCCUUGUUAGCCUGUAAACAACUGGGUUACUCCAGAUAUGUGGAGUCUAAGUCCCUCCCCAUCUCAUCAAUAGAACAGGAUCUUCAACACAACUUGGUGUCAAUCAACCUUAGCCAGUAUAACGUCCAGCAGAUUGUGAAGAUCCACAAUGUAUCCAGUCACAGUAAAACUCAGUGUAGCACAGGGAUGGUAACCACACUAAAAUGUUUAGACUGUGGUUCCAGGCCUCAGUUCAGCAGUCGAAUAGUCGGGGGUAAUCUCUCCGUAGAGGGACAGUUUCCCUGGCAGGCAAGUCUUCACUUCCAGAGUGAGCACCUUUGUGGGGGAUCCGUCGUAGCUUCCCGUUGGAUACUAACAGCUGCACACUGUGUGUAUGGAUUUGCAUACCCUCAGCUGUGGGCGGUACACGUUGGUUUGACACAGCAGCCGGUCAAUGGGGCGCAGUCUCUGGCCGUGGAGAAGAUCUUUUAUCAUGCCCGGUACCGCCCCAAAGGCCUGGACUAUGACAUCGCUUUAAUGAAACUGGUUGAGCCACUAAACUUUAACGGUUAUGUUGAACCCAUUUGCCUCCCUAACUUUGGAGAGGAGUUUGAAGAUGGAAAGAUAUGUUGGAUUUCUGGCUGGGGGGCUACAGAGGAUGGAGGUGAAGCGAGUGUAUCUCUUCACUCUGCCCGGGUACCUCUGAUCUCCACUAAGGCCUGCAGCCAGCCUGAGGUAUACCAGGGCUUCAUCUCCCCGUGGAUGAUCUGUGCUGGAUACCUGGAAGGAGGAACAGAUUCCUGUCAGGGGGACAGUGGGGGCCCACUAGCCUGUGAGGACUCUGGUGUGUGGAAGUUGGUUGGGGCCACAAGCUGGGGACAGGGCUGUGCAGAGAGGAACAAACCUGGAGUGUAUACUCGCAUCACAGAAUCCCUUACCUGGAUACGGCAGCAAAUGGAGAGAGAGGAGACUCUGAAUCCAUCUGCUGUGAGCUCAGACAGCUGA